AUGAAUCGCUGUGUAGUUGGUAUUUUGAUUUCGCUAAUUUUUGUACUUGAAGUAAAGACGACUGAGCAUGAUAUUGAUCCAAAUGGAUAUAUUCUUUUUUGUUUGUGUAUGGGUCGCUUUGGUAAUCAAGCUGAACAUUUUCUGGGUGGGUUAGCAUUUUCAAAGUUAAUUAAUCGAACAUUAAUUGUACCACCUUGGCGUACUUAUAAGAAUAUUCCAUAUUCUGAAUGGUUUCAAAUCGAAUCUCUUCGUUCUUAUCAUCGUGUAAUUGAUGCUGAAGAUUUUAUGCAAAAUCUUGCUCCUCGUGUAUGGCCGAAAGAAUCUCGUAUUGGUUUUUGCUGGUUACCAGCUGAUAGACCUAAAUCAGAGUGUCAAAUGAAAGACGGAAAUCCAUUUGAAUCCUUUUGGAAUGAGUUAAAUGUUAGUUUUGUUGAUACAACUACAUAUCAGCUUCAUUAUGAUGAAUAUUCAGUCAAUCAAUGGCAAAAAUUAUUUCCCGCUGAUCGUUAUCCUGUUUUAGCGUUGAAAGGAGCACCAGCUUCAUAUCCAAUGUUAGCUGAACAUCGUCAAUUACAAAAGUAUAUGACUUGGUCCGAGCAAAUUAUGGAUGAAGUUCGACAACAUCAAAAAAAAUUAUUCAAUAACGAACCAUAUAUUGGAAUUCAUUUAAGAAAUGAUAUUGAUUGGGAACGAUCGUGUACCAAUGUUGAAUCUUACAAAACUCGUUCAUAUAUGGCUUCGCCUCAAUGUCUCGAUCUGUUAGCAUCUACAAAUUCAUAUGUUACUCAAAAAAUAUGUUACCCAUCCGAUGAAGAAAUACUUCGUUUAUUAAAAAAUAUUGUUCUUCGUACACGUAUACGCAAUAUUUAUGUUGCAACAGAUAAACGGCCAAUGAUUAAAGAAAUCGAAGAGCAUCUAGCUGCGCAACGAGUAUAUGUGGCACAUCUUGACCCUUGGCUACCUGUUAUUGAUGUUGCAAUGUUGGCUCAUGCAGAUUAUUUUAUUGGAAAUUGUGUUUCAUCAUUUACGUCAGUUAUUAAGAGAGCAAGAGAUGCACACGAUUUACCAACUGCUUUUUGGGGUUUUAGCAAUUGA
This is a messenger RNA of Rotaria socialis, 1095 nucleotides long. The record is from the annotation of a GenBank genome assembly. Lineage: Eukaryota; Metazoa; Rotifera; Eurotatoria; Philodinida; Philodinidae.